This is a messenger RNA of Balaenoptera ricei (Rice's whale), 1031 nucleotides long. RefSeq names its product tropomyosin alpha-3 chain-like. Gene Ontology annotation, cellular component: actin filament. The transcript has a single exon. NCBI's taxonomy places the organism in Eukaryota, Metazoa, Chordata, Mammalia, Artiodactyla, Balaenopteridae. Gene Ontology annotation, biological process: actin filament organization; muscle contraction. Bases 69 to 815 code for a protein of 248 amino acids. Gene Ontology annotation, molecular function: actin filament binding. The record is from RefSeq and is a predicted model, not a curated record.
GAGAAGCGGCUGCAACGCCGAGCGGAGGAGGCAGGAACCCAAAGGCAAGCAGGGGCUGGGUGGGGACCAUGGCUGGGAUCACCACCAUCGAGGCGGUGAAGCGCAAGAUCCAGGUUCUGCAGCAGCAGGCCGAUGAUGCAGAGGAGAGGGCCGAGCGCCUCCAGCGGGAAGUGGAGGGAGAAAGGCGGGCCCGGGAACAGGCUGAGGCUGAGGUGGCCUCCUUGAACCGUAGGAUCCAGCUGGUUGAAGAGGAGCUGGACCGCGCUCAAGAGCGCCUGGCCACUGCCCUGCAAAAGCUGGAGGAAGCUGAGAAAGCUGCUGAUGAGAGUGAGAGAGGUAUGAAGGUUAUUGAAAACCGAGCCUUAAAAGAUGAAGAAAAAAUGGAACUCCAGGAAAUCCAACUCAAAGAAGCUAAGCACAUUGCAGAAGAGGCAGAUAGGAAGUAUGAAGAGGUGGCUCGUAAGUUGGUGAUUAUUGAGGGAGACUUGGAACGCACAGAGGAGCGAGCUGAGCUGGCAGAGUCCCGUUGCCGAGAGAUGGAUGAGCAGAUCAGACUGAUGGACCAGAACCUGAAGUGUCUGAGUGCUGCUGAAGAAAAGUACUCUCAAAAAGAAGACAAAUAUGAGGAAGAGAUAAAGAUUCUCACUGAUAAACUCAAGGAGGCAGAGACCCGUGCUAAGUUUGCUGAGAGAUCGGUAGCCAAGCUGGAAAAGACAAUUGAUGAUUUGGAAGAUAAACUGAAAUGCACCAAAGAGGAGCACCUCUGUACACAAAGGACGCUGGACCAGACUCUGCUUGACCUGAAUGAGAUGUAGAGCACACCCCAGUCCCAUCCUGCCGCUGCUCCUCCCUCUGACCCCGACUCCGCUGAGGCCAGCCUGCCCGAAGCUGACCUUUAAACUGAGGGCUGAUCUUUAACUGGAAGGCUGCUUUCUCCUUUCGCCACCUCUCCCACCCCCACCCCUGUGUCCUUUUCGCCAAACUGUCUCUGCCUCUCCCCAGAGAGUCCAUUUGGGCUAGAGGCUGAGCAC